ACCUCGGCUUUGAAUCUCAGUCUGACAGGGUUAAGGAGCGGCAGUAGUAGAAGUCAUAAAAUAUGAUCCCCUGGCUUUUAUUGCUGCUUUCCUGCUGUUGCUUUAAUGGAGCUGCCAAAGGAAUCAGUCAACUGGAGAGGAUUGACAGAUGUCAGACCAAGUGUUAUCAGGGACUUGGCUGCAAGACCAGUCGAGAGUAUUGGUUUGCUGAUGUGUGUCAGGACCCCACCAAGCGUCUCAACAGCGCUACCCUGCUCCACAAUGCUAGCAUCUCCACGGUCAUGAGGUGUGAGCAGAAGCAAAAGUGCGGGCUCUACCUGAGAAUCCGGACAGUUGUGCAACUUAUGGAUAAAGACUCCAUCCAUGGCAUUUCCAUUUGCACCAACAGUGCAGGGAUGAUGACAAACUGCCAAACCAUACAGUUCACCAAGGCUUCAAGAAGAUCAAUGCUUGGAAUGCCGGUGACAGUUGAGAAUGAUUACACCGAAGUGUCUCCAAACCAGCAACUUGAAGUAACAGUGAAAACAGUUCCUAGCUAUUGUGGCAUAACGUGGUCCAGCAAGUACCAUACCCCUGAGUGCUCUAAUGAAGAUUUGAGGAAAAAUGUCCCAGAAUGUAUCACUGGGACUCUUUCUUACGUUUUAAGCCCAGAAAAGAAGGAGCUGACAAUAAGCGUGACGGACAUGCUUGCAGAUCACGACUACAAUCUCCGUCUCUGCCACAAGGACUUCAUCUGCAUUGGCACGGGAGUCUACACUCAGGUAAAAAAGGAAAACCCCCUUAAGACUGCAGUCCUUCCGUAUUCCAGACCUCUGCCUUGCCUUUGUAUCGAGGGUUGGUCAGCUGUAGUGGAUGCUCCUAGAGUCCAGGUCUGCCCAUUCAAAGACCGUCUAGAGGAAUUGUGGUUUGGGAUCACCUUUGAUCCUCAAGAGGAAGCUUUGAUAUGGGAACCACCGUGUCCCGUCAAAGUUGUGGUGUGUUUAUGUGAGAAUAAAGAGGAUGACGUCUGUGUUGAUCUACCUGAUUCAUCACAGAGUGUCAGCCGAGACAAGGUCAGAUUUGCAAAGGUUGAUCCUCACCCCAAACUCUGCAUGAAGUUUACAGUCGGGUCGCAGUCCUGGAUCCAGUGCCCCUUUGCUGAUGGGAUUAGAGUCUGGGAAGUGACUGUUUCAACCCAACAUGGACAUGAAGAAAUGCAGAUCCUGUCAAGAGUUAAGGCAAAAUUUUCCGUGGAUCUGGGAAGUGACUGUUUCAACCCAACAUGGACAUGA
Messenger RNA from Cyprinodon variegatus (sheepshead minnow), 1271 nucleotides. It is a transcript of the gene il17rel, whose product is annotated as interleukin 17 receptor E-like. The transcript has 14 exons. The coding region runs from base 63 to 1271 and encodes 402 amino acids. Gene Ontology annotation, molecular function: interleukin-17 receptor activity. The record is from RefSeq and is a predicted model, not a curated record. NCBI's taxonomy places the organism in Eukaryota, Metazoa, Chordata, Actinopteri, Cyprinodontiformes, Cyprinodontidae.